AUGGCGGAGUCCGGUGGCGGCGGCGGCGCUGGUGGCGGCGGCUUCGGCGCGGGCCCGGGCCCCGAGCGUCCGAGCAGCAUGGCUGACAAAAAUGGAGCUCUCAAGUGCACCUUCUCGGCGCCCGGCCAUAGCACCAGCCUCCUGCAGGGUCUUGCUGCCCUCCGUGCCCAGGGCCAGCUGCUGGACGUUGUACUCACCAUCAACAGAGAGACCUUCCAUGCACACAAGGUGGUCCUGGCCGCCUGCAGCGACUACUUCAGGGCCAUGUUCACGGGUGGCAUGAGGGAGGCGAGCCAGGACAUCAUCGAGCUGAAGGGCGUGUCCGCCCGCGGCCUGCGGCACAUCAUCGACUUUGCCUACAGUGCCGAGGUGACGCUGGACCUGGACUGCGUGCAGGACGUGCUGGGUGCGGCCGUGUUCCUGCAGAUGCUUCCCGUGGUGGAGCUGUGCGAGGAGUUUCUUAAGGCCGCCAUGAGUGUAGAGACCUGUCUGAACAUCGGCCACAUGGCCACCACCUUCAGCCUGGCCUCACUCAAGGAGUCCGUGGAUGCCUUCACCUUCCAGCACUUCCUGCAGAUCGCGGAGGAGGAGGACUUCCUGCACCUCCCGCUGGAGCGCCUGGUCUUCUUCCUGCAGAGCAAUCGGCUGCAGAGCUGCGCCGAGAUUGACCUGUUCCGCGCGGCGGUCCGCUGGCUGCAGCACGACCCGGCCCGGCGGCCGCGUGCCAGCCACGUGCUCUGCCACAUCCGCUUCCCGCUCAUGCGGUCGUCAGACCUGGUGGACAGCGUGCAGACGCUGGACAUCAUGCUGGAGGAUGUGCUGUGUCGGCAGUACCUGCUGGAGGCCUUCAACUACCAGGUGCUCCCCUUCCGGCAGCACGAGAUGCAGUCCCCGCGCACGGUCGUGCGCUCUGACGUGCCCUCCCUGGUCGCCUUCGGUGGCACGCCCUAUACCGACAGCGACCGCUCUGUCAGCAGUAAGGUGUACCAGCUGCCCGAGCCCGGCGCCCGCCACUUCCGGGAGCUCACCGAGAUGGAGGUGGGCUGCAGCCACACGUGCGUGGCCGUCCUGGACAACUUCGUGUACGUGGCCGGGGGCCAGCACCUGCAGUACCGCAGCGGCGAGGGCGCCGUGGACGCCUGCUACCGCUACGACCCCCACCUGAACCGCUGGCUGCGCCUGCAGGCCAUGCAGGAGAGCCGCAUCCAGUUCCAGCUGAACGUGCUGUGCGGCAUGGUGUACGCCACGGGCGGCCGCAACCGGGCCGGCAGCCUGGCCUCGGUCGAGCGGUACUGCCCGCGGCGCAACGAGUGGGGCUACGCCUGCUCUCUGAAGCGCCGCACCUGGGGCCACGCGGGCGCCUCGGUGGGGGGCCGCCUCUACAUCUCCGGCGGCUACGGCAUCUCCGUGGAGGACAAGAAGGCGCUGCACUGCUACGACCCUGCCGCCGACCAGUGGGAGUUCAAGGCACCCAUGAGCGAGCCCCGCGUGCUUCACGCCAUGGUGGGGGCCGGCGGCCGCAUCUAUGCCCUCGGUGGCCGCAUGGACCACGUGGACCGCUGCUUUGACGUGCUGGCGGUGGAGUACUACGUGCCCGAGACGGACCAGUGGACCAGCGUGAGCCCCAUGAGGGCCGGCCAGUCGGAGGCUGGCUGCUGCCUGCUGGAUAGGAAGAUCUAUAUCGUGGGGGGCUACAACUGGCGCCUCAACAAUGUGACGGGCAUCGUGCAGGUGUACAACACGGAGACGGACGAGUGGGAGCGCGACCUGCACUUCCCAGAGUCCUUCGCGGGCAUCGCCUGUGCCCCUGUCCUGCUGCCCCAGUCAGGGACCAGGAGGUAGCCCCUUGGACCCCUGGGAUCCCUGGGACCCGGCCCAGCCUCAGGCUGUCUCUGUGAGGGGCGUGGUGAGCGCACACUGGGGCCGAGAACCACAGAACCACCCCGGGCUCAUGGGCUGACGUCUCGGCGCCUGUUGUGUUGAUGAGGUCCCCUUCUGGGGUCCCUCCUUCCUUCCCAGAGUAGGUCCUGGCUUCGUGCGCACCGAGGGAGCCUGCCACCGAUGAGGCUGCCGUGGCGGCAGAGUCACUCCCAAGGAGGUUUCCUCUCCUGCCCCACAUCCCUGCUCACGGAGGGAAUCAGGGUCUCCUUUGAGGUGUGGUUGUGUGGCUUUGUCCCACUUCUCUCCUCCCCUAGCU
Neomonachus schauinslandi (Hawaiian monk seal) is the source of this 2197-nucleotide messenger RNA. It is a transcript of the gene KLHL26, whose product is annotated as kelch like family member 26. The transcript is spliced from 3 exons. The record is from RefSeq and is a predicted model, not a curated record. Lineage: Eukaryota; Metazoa; Chordata; Mammalia; Carnivora; Phocidae. Gene Ontology annotation, molecular function: protein binding. Bases 1 to 1842 code for a protein of 613 amino acids.